This is a messenger RNA of Symbiodinium sp. CCMP2592, 1284 nucleotides long. Lineage: Eukaryota; Dinophyceae; Suessiales; Symbiodiniaceae. The record is from the annotation of a GenBank genome assembly.
AUGUGGAAGCAACAUCGGGAAUCGAUCCUAAAGACGUUGCAGAACUGUGGUCUCAACCUGUACUGCUUCUACAGCAGAGAUAGAGAUCAAAUCUUGGUAAAGAUCGGAGCUGGUGCGCAGAAGCUUCGAGACACCGCUGCAAGGAAGCGAUACAAGCUUCAGCUUAAGAAGGAGUAUUUGAGUGCCUUUGCCGAGUUCCGGCACGACUAUCCGGGAAGGCCGGAGUUCCGCUUCGCUGACCGGCGCAUCAUCUCGCACAUUUACCAAACACACACGGAGGACAAUCUGGACGGCAGCGGCAUCUUCAAGACGGUCGACAAGAUCCAGCUGAUCUCCCACAUCAUCCAAUCCAAGGACAAAGACUGUGCAGGCAUCAACGUAGCGAAGCUCUUGCACCAAAAAGAGGUGAAGGCCUUCUUCCCAUUGCAUGAACAGUCCGUCAUGGAUAAGAUCAAGUCGCUCCAGUUCAAAUGGUUCUGGCCUGACGAAGAGCACGCAAAUCGGCUGCGGGACUACUUCGGUGACAAGAUCACCUUCUACUUCUUGUGGAUGGCCUUCUAUGUGAAGUGGCUCUCGCCGCUGGCGUGCCUAGGCUCCCGAGUCUUGAUAAUUCCAGCAACAACGAACAUGCGAAGUCUGGAGAUGGCAGGCCUUUUCCUUCAAUUCAUUGACUGGUGUGCGUGUGGCUUAGACAUUCUUCAGACGGCGUUGACCCUCGCGUUUGUAACCGCUUCAGCAUUGUCUCCUCAGGCACGGACGCCCGACAAUGUGACGGCGAUCCCUUUUUGCGUACUCCCUGUGUUGCUUGGUGUGCUGUAUUUGGUCUGUGAUGUGAAUAGCCACUGGCUUCAUGACAGGCUCCGCCGAGACACUAUGGCCUCCCUUUCCCACCUGGAGCGAGCUGAAGAGUUGGAGGCCAAAUGUGCCAUUAGCUGGGGAUCCAUGGACUUGGUUGCCAGCUCAGUCACGACGGUCACGAUACCCAGAAAAAAUCCCAGAAACGGACUAUACGCCGAACCUCCCGAGGUCGAGCAGCUUGAGCCACACCGGCCAGAGCACACGGGAGAACAGCUCAUCAACCCCGUGACUUCGCAGGCUUUGACUUGGAUUUCUCUGCUCCGAGCAGUGAGCUGUGGCUUUCAGGCAGAGCCACACUAUCCGCUUUCCAAGCGCAUCUUCAAGUGCGCUUGGGGCGUCUGCAGCCGCAGAACCUGUGAAGAAGACAGAUGGUUUGACUUGCGGUUGCUGGUGCUUUUGCUUGCCUCGGCUCAAGAAGGAAGCUAA